Anarrhichthys ocellatus (wolf-eel) is the source of this 1247-nucleotide messenger RNA. RefSeq names its product cathepsin O (gene ctso). Gene Ontology annotation, molecular function: cysteine-type peptidase activity. NCBI's taxonomy places the organism in Eukaryota, Metazoa, Chordata, Actinopteri, Perciformes, Anarhichadidae. The coding region runs from base 179 to 1195 and encodes 338 amino acids. Gene Ontology annotation, biological process: proteolysis. The record is from RefSeq and is a predicted model, not a curated record. The transcript has 8 exons.
AUUUGGAUCACUUUUAGGAUCACUUUUUUUCCUCCCAUUGCUUCUGGCCUCUCCAGGAAGCGCCUCGAAACGCUGCGCAUGCGCUAUACAUUAAACCUCACCUUUUCCGCCAAUAUGACUUUUGUAUCAACUUCCUAUUUCAAUCGCUGAAUGUGUUUAACCGACAUCGCUUUGUCAAAUGAGGGGCGGCCAUCCGUAUCUAGUACUUAUAGCGGCCGUUUCCACAGUCGUCUCUCCUCUCUGCUGUCACAAUGUGCUCUCGGAAGAGACUCGGACGCAGUUUAAUGGCUCUGCAGUUGAUUUCGACUCCUUCAGAGAGCAGUUCCACCGCACGUAUGCAGUCAACGGCGAGGAAUUUAACCGUCGUCGUCUGCACUUUCAGGAUGCUACAAAGCGGCACGCAUACCUGAACGCUUUCUCCACAGUACCACAGUCUGCCAAGUAUGGCGUUAACCGCUUCUCUGACCUCUCACAGCAGGAAUUCAGAGAUCUCUACCUGCGAGUGAGCGCAGACGGAGCUCCGCUCUUCUCUGGACUGAAGACAGAGGGUUUCCCAGACAAAUUUGACUGGAGGGACAAAGCAGUGGUGGCACCGGUCCAGAACCAGGAAGGAUGUGGGAGUUGUUGGGCGUUUAGUGUGGUUGGUGCCACACAGUCCGUCCAUGCUAUUGGAGGCUCGCAGCUGGAGCUGCUCAGUGUGCAGCAGGUUCUGGACUGCUCCUUUCGAAAUAAAGGCUGCAGUGGAGGCUCCACGGUCCAGGCCCUGAAAUGGUUAAAGCAAACCAGAGUGAAAUUGGUGCCUCAGUCAGAGUAUCCCUACAAGGCCAAGACGGGAAUCUGCCAUUUGUUCUCUCAGUCGCAUGGCGGUGUCGCUGUGAAGAACUUCACUGCACAUGACUUCAGUGGCCAAGAGGAGGCAAUGAUUGGUCAUCUGGUGGAGCGUGGUCCCUUGGCUGCUAUCGUGGAUGCUGUCAGCUGGCAGGAUUACCUGGGUGGAAUCAUCCAGCACCACUGCUCCAGCCAAUGGUCUAACCAUGCCGUCCUGCUUGUUGGAUACAACACUGUUGGGGAUAUUCCAUACUGGAUUGUGCAGAACUCUUGGGGAACCACGUGGGGGAAUGAGGGCUAUGUUUAUAUAAAGAUCGGUGGAAACCUUUGUGGUAUUGCUGAUUCUGUGGCAGCAGUUUUCCUUUGACAGGAUGGUGUGCAUCUCUGUCAUUGUUUGUGUGUGUGUGUGUGUGUGUGUG